Messenger RNA from Anopheles funestus (African malaria mosquito), 3728 nucleotides. Its product is annotated as glucose dehydrogenase [FAD, quinone]-like. Lineage: Eukaryota; Metazoa; Arthropoda; Insecta; Diptera; Culicidae. Bases 1109 to 3049 code for a protein of 646 amino acids. The transcript is spliced from 3 exons. Gene Ontology annotation, molecular function: oxidoreductase activity, acting on CH-OH group of donors; flavin adenine dinucleotide binding. The record is from RefSeq and is a predicted model, not a curated record.
CAUGAACGGAGGAGUGCGUGAAAGGUGUAAACUGAGAUGGAAUGUUGUCAUUGACAUGCCCACCAGAAAAACCUGGAUUAACAGACGACCGGUCUUCAGGUGCUAGGCCGUGAGUGACUUAUAGGACUCCAGGAGCAGCUCAAGUAAUCGCUCGAUAAGUAAUUGAGUAAGAAGAAUUUUUGAAUAUUACCACUGGAUGACCUCGUGAAGCAAGUAGUAGCUAUUUUUAAAAACGUCAACAAAAAAAAGGUCUGACAUCGACUUAACUCCAAGGUUUAUAAAGACAUUAACAAUAAAACCCUUCACAGGGGAGUAACAAAAAGUAAAAGCUUUCACAUAAUUAUCCAAUCACGUGUUCCACAUCAACAUUGAAAACAUGUGCUACCGGUAAUGAUAUGAAUAAAACAUUACCCAUUCCAACAUUCCGAAAUGCAUCGUAGCAUAAAAUAUUGCACGAAAACAGUGGACAGCUCUGCAAAACGUUGCACAGUUGCAGUUCUACGCAUCCUAUCGCAAUGCGCUGCACUUGUAUGCAACACACCGGUAUCAAGCUCACCUCCCACCUGUGUGUGUCAUCGACAGCUAGCUCCAACCAGCGUGCGGCGAUACAAUUGGGGAAAAAGUGCAGCUCACAGUUACAGAUUACUCUCCGAAUGUGUUGGGCGGUGUACAAGUGCGUUCCGUGCAAUCAGUGAUCGAGCCCGCGGCGGUACAUUAUAAGGUUUGUGGUGCGGUCAUAAUAAUGUUUACCAACAGGACAGCAGAACAGCUAGGACGGUAGAAAAGUCGUCUAACUUGUGACGGUUUUACGUAAUGGGCAGUGUUUGUGUACGAAGCGUUACAAGUUUCAUUUUUGAAGCUCUCGACGAACAGCAGAAACCGUCUGGUUCUUAGUAUGCAUUAUUACCGUGAAGUGGAAGGACCAGUUAUGUUGAAUCAAUGGUGAAAUUAUGGUUCGGUAGUGUUACAUGACGUGGCUUCCUAUCUUUGUUUAGUUAUCAGGUCUCAAACGUUUUGUGUAAAAGUGCAAUAGUUUCGGUACUGAUUGUGAUCCUCAAAAGUGUUCAAAGUUCUUCAGAGAGGAAAACACCCCUUAAGAUACUUCACAAUGAAUGUCAUCUUGAUUCUGCUGUUGGUCGCUUCAUCUGGAUACUGCUUUAUCCAGAAACAAUCCCAACCGGAUACGAGCAAUCUUACCGUCGGGAACUUUAUUGACUUUACGCAAUGGUUAGGCAUCGACUAUGGACAGCCAAAGCUUCGCAAAAGUUACGAUUACGUUAUAGUCGGUGCCGGUCCAGCCGGGAGUGUCCUUGCGACAAGACUCAGUGAAGAUCCAACCGUUACGGUACUGUUGCUGGAAGCUGGCCGAGCAGAGAUACCAAUAGUGACCGACAUGCCACUGGCAGCUCCUAAUCUACAGGCCACAGAUUACAAUUUCGCCUAUGAAUCGGAACCACAAACUCGCGGAUGUCUUGGUCUGUGGGAUCGCAAGUGUAGUUGGCCCCAUGGACGUGGUGUCGGUGGAUCUACCAUCAUCAACUACAUGAUCUACACGCGCGGUAAUCGGCGUGACUACGAUGCCUGGGCCGCCGCCGGUAACCCCGGUUGGAGCUGGGACGAAAUGUUGCCGUACCACAUCCGUUCGGAACGGGCGAACAUUCGCGACUUCGAUCGGAACGGAUUCCACGGCCGGAAUGGUCCACUGUCGGUGGAGGAUUGUCCUUUCAGAUCAAAAAUAGCGACAAGUUUUAUCGAAAGUGGACAACAGGCAGGUUAUCCCUACGUCGAUUACAAUGCCGGCGACCAAAUCGGUGUGUCCUUUCUGCAGGCAAACACGCUCCAGGGCCGUCGUGUUACCAGCGGUAAUGCUUACCUCUAUCCAGCCCGCAAGCGUCCCAAUCUGCACAUUCUUCCCCGUGCCUGGGUGACAAAGGUGCUGAUUAAUAAGGCAACCAAAGAAGCUACGGGUGUCGUUUACGUGCGGGAUGGUAAAACGCAAUCGGUAAAGGCACGCAAGGAGGUUAUACUGUCGGCUGGUGCGUUUGAAAGCUCCAAACUGCUGAUGCUGUCCGGCAUUGGACCGGCGGAACAUUUGGAGUCGUUGGGUGUUCCGGUGCUGCAGGAUUUACCCGUGGGCGAAAUUCUGUACGAACAUCCGGGCGUGUUUGGGCCAGUAUAUAUCGUACGCGAACCGAUCGAUGACUACAUCACCUUGGAUGGGAACAUCAACUUUAGCAACAUCUUCCAGUACCUGAAAGGGCGUGGUGUGUUCACCACCAACUCCGUCGAGAGCUUAAUGUACGUGAAGUCACCGGUGGCGGCUAGUCCCGAUCCCGGACUGCCAGAUGUGGAGAUAAUGCAAGCGUUCUCGUCGUUUGACUACGACACCGGGUCCGGUACUCCGCGAGCGUUCCGUUUAACGAACGCCACGUUCGAGGGUUACUUCCGUCCGAUCAUGAACCUGCGAUCGUUCCAAUAUUUGCCAAUGUUGCUGAAACCUUACACACGUGGAAAGCUACGUCUAAAGUCGAGGAAUCCAUUCCACCAUCCGGUGUUUCAGUAUCGCUACUUCGAGGAUGAUCGUGACAUUGAAGCUUUGGUGUAUGGAAUACAGGAAGCGAUACGAGUUACCUCGCAGGAGGCCUUCCGUCGCAUCGGUGUUGAACUGUACCGCAAACAGGUGCCGGGAUGUGAGCAGCAUCCGUUCGGGACGCAUGAAUACUGGCGUUGUCAUGUCAUGACCUUGACGGGUACCUUCCACCAUCAGGUGGCGACCUGCAAGAUGGGUCCACCGAGUGAUCCGGAAGCGGUGGUAGACCAUGAGCUGCGGGUGUACGGCAUGCGGAGGUUGCGCGUUGUGGACAUUGGCGUCAUCCCAUUUCCACCCACCGCACACACAUCCGCCAUUGCGUUUGUGAUCGGUGAAAAGGCAGCCGAUCUGGUGCGGGAUGCGGCCCGUAAGGGAGACUAUCGAAGUAGGGAAAAACAUUCAACGCCCUUACCAGUGCAAUCUUUCCGCGGAUCACCAUUCGAGUGGCCAUUUAAAUAAACAAUAGGAUGUCGGGUUUGGUGACCUUUUUGUCCUUACGGGGUUUAGCUCUGAAGCACAAUCUUCCAACUGGCAUUAAUAAAUACAUCAACGCCGAGAAAAAAAGGUCAUCAGACGAGACGGACUGUAACACAUAAAUCCACAUCCCGCCAAACGUAUGACCCCGUCCCGAUUCCAGUCGUUCAAUAAAUCGUCCUCAUUAGUAUGACCGCGUUAAACAAUUUGGCAUGGAAGCAGCAUAAAAAAACAACUCUUCCACAAAGGGUACGAUUUAACGAAAAAUAAAAUUAUCCCACUCUUACCUCCUAGUGGGUUUGCUCCCGUUGGUUCGUGUUGCGGUGUAGUUGUUGCAUAAUGCCAAAAAUUAUGUUACGAUCUUCAUGUACUGAACUGGAGACCAGCGAGGAGGCAAUGUAAAAAACAAAAAUCCACCUCCAAACAGCGCACACUAUCGACCGUUUGGCUGAUGGUUGUCUAUAGCGGAUAAAUGAAGCGAAGCAUUAAAUUGACGACCGGUGGGGAGCGCGAAGCAUUAUGCUCGGCCACAGCAAUGCCCUACAGCGGCCACUUGACGACAUUCUUUAUACACCUGGCUUAAGCUGCGCCACGCUUUGGCAACAGGCGUCAACACGAUUUGACUAAUCUACUACAUGUUUGUCCGAUCCACCUACAAGCCGGG